Molecule: messenger RNA, 2934 nt
Organism: Xenopus laevis (African clawed frog)
Lineage: Eukaryota; Metazoa; Chordata; Amphibia; Anura; Pipidae
Gene: gabarapl1.S
Product: GABA(A) receptor-associated protein like 1 S homeolog
Exons: 4
Coding region: 117-470 (117 amino acids)
Cellular component (GO): cytoplasmic vesicle membrane; autophagosome
Source: RefSeq, a predicted model, not a curated record
UUGCCCUUGCUCAGUACACUGUCACACAGCUUGUUAUUGGGGUUUAAAGGAACGGCAUCUGCUGAUCAGUAAACACUGAGAGACAACUGCUGACUGAUAAAUACACUAACUCAGCCAUGAAAUUCCAGUAUAAGGAGGAUCAUCCUUUCGAAUACAGGAAGAAAGAGGGAGAGAAGAUCAGAAAGAAAUACCCGGAUCGGGUGCCUGUUAUUGUAGAAAAAGCGCCUAAGGCCAGAGUUCCAGACCUGGACAAGAGGAAAUACCUGGUACCCUCAGAUCUAACAGUUGGGCAAUUUUACUUCCUCAUCAGGAAGAGGAUUCACCUUCGCCCUGAGGAUGCCCUCUUCUUCUUCGUCAACAAUACCAUUCCUCCCACCAGCGCAACUAUGGGGCAGCUGUAUGAGGAUAACCACGAGGAGGACUACUUCCUGUAUGUGGCCUACAGUGAUGAGAGCGUGUAUGGAAAGUGAUGGCACGGACGACACAACCCACCAAAACCAACACCAUCACCUCCCAUGACCAACCAUUUCAACGAAUACCUGACCUCUAGGACUGCACAGCACAUGGAACCUACCAGCUCUGGAUCUUGAUGUCUGUGGAAGGUGUAAGGGGAGUGGGAGGGAAUAGACUUGCCAACCUCAGCAGAUGGAUAGCUCAACAUAAGAAGACAUGCCUGUCAGCAAAUAUGCCUGAAUGCCUGGUGGCCUCGAUUUGUGCAUAUUUAGAUUUGAGCCUCCAUCCAGCACUCUCUGGCUUGGCACAACAUGAAAACUGGUAGGGCAAUGGGGUUCCACGGUGCUGAGCUGGCCACCUUUAGGCUUGGGCUGAGCCAUUCGUUUAUUAGUUGAUUAGUGCAACACAAGCAUUCCCAUUAGUGCGCACCCUACCACGUUUCCUAUUGGUCCAGACUAAGUCUUGUCUUCUCUCACCAGGUUCCCUCUGCUAUGUGGCGAAAGCAAACAGUCCAUAUUAUUUUAUAUAAUCCAGAGAGUUGAAGGCCUAUGGCUGACAAUGAAUGUUUCACCUGUGCCAGGGCUGUGAUUGGCGGAUAACAAUUAUUCAGUCUUUUUUUAAUUUAUCCUCUUUUAUUUUGGUUUAGAAAAUCCGAUCUGUGCUGCCCGGUGGUGGGGCUGUUGAUUAAGCAUCCCUACAACCAUUUUUCUUCAUCAUACCAGUUUAAUGGAUCAUCAGAAUGAUAAUUUCAUCUUCCAUUUCAUAUAAAUCAAGUAUUUUAAUAACCGGUGCCAAGUUUGCUUCAGCUCCACUAACCCAAUGCAUCCAAUCAGCAGGCUGUUACAACUCAACCACUGAUUGGUUGCUAUGGUUUUAAUAGACAAGGAGCAAACAUUACACAGGUUAUUAUAUGCCCCGCUCAUUUUCUGGGAAUCAAAUGCACAUAAAGUAAAUUAUAAGCCAAAUUACUAUUUUUUGGAACGAAAACAACGAUGACAUUUCUGCAUGAAAGUGCGUGUGCAUGGCCUCAAAGAGAUGUAUGGUUGUUAGGUAGGGGGUUAUUAUACCCUAGAUGGCUGAGCCUACUGUUUAGGUCAGUGCACUUGGCAUUAAUCUAAAUCACAGGUGUCCAAAUAUACACACACACACACACACACACACACACAUACAUAUAUAUACAUAUAUACAUAUACAUAUAUAUAUAUAUAUAUACACAUAUAUAUAUAUAUAUAUAUAUAUAUAUAUAUAUAUAUAUAUAUAUACACAUAUACAUAUACAUAUAUAUAUAUAUAUCGAAUAAGAAAAGGCACACGUAUCUAUAGACACACAGUACACACAACCCAGCACUUCUUUCUGAAACACCGACAACAAUAUAACUAUACACAUAAACAAACACAGUUUUAUAUAAUAUAAAAGCCUGAUACUGUUGAAACUGGGAAAGUGUUCUCUCUUUAGGAGGAAGAUAUAGUACAGUACUGUAACAUGUCCUUGCUUUGUGUCCUGGAUAAACCUGGAUAAAACAUAAUGUGUGUUAAUUCUAUAAAUAUUACACUAGGCCUGUCUUGCUAGGGAAAUUAAACAGGAUUUAACAUGGUGAAGGGGAAGUUCAGUAAUGAAAACAGCAAGUAAAAUCCUAAGAAGAUGUGCAGUUUGGCCUUUAAGCUGCCCUGCUGUUACUAUGGUCACUGAUCCCAGAAACCAGGCAGUGGGUUGGACAAAAGAUUGUAAAAUAAAAAGGAGAAGGACUAACCUUAACACCAGUAAGCAGUAGCCGGGAGAAAGGGAAUAAAUUCUAAAACACAAACGGUGACAAUGGAGUAUUUACUUCUGUUACUUCCAAAAUGAUUUUAAGGUGAACGUUCCCCUUUAGUUUUGUUAAAUGUUUUGAAAGUGCACAUUACUGGAAUGUAUUUAUGGUGUUGAUAUUUUAAACUGGAAAAGGGGACAAAUGGCAUUUCUGUGUAUCAGUUCAAAUGAACAGUAGCAAGAAUUUUGGGUGUAAUACUGCAUGUGUCCUAUGGGUGUCAGUGCAGUAUGAAAGGCGAUUUCUGUUGUGUUAAUGAUUAAAUACUGCAAAGCCCAGUAUUUUAGAAUUGUUGGGCUGUAGAUUAAUUUUGUUGCAUUGUCAUACAAGGUUGUCAGACUCACACCAUUAGAGACCUUGUGAUGCACAACUCCCAGACUCCCAUCGCUUCAUAGGAUACAGGGAGUAAGAGCUCACAGCAUCUCAAGGGCUGCAAAGAUAACUGGUAACCCUUAAAUGUAAAAUAUGAAGGGUGAAACUUUUUAAUGUUAUAAUAAAUGUUAGUUUUGCUUAAUAGAACAAGUGGCUAAAGUCUUUAUCAAUAGUAACAGCAUAUCAGAAUCGAAAGCGUUGCGAAUCCUCCCUGUUCUCCGAAUACGCUCAUCUGCAACCAUUCCUUUUAGAUAACACUACAGCACUGCUAUUGUCUUUGUUAAAUAAAUCUGUUUUUCAUGCAA